This is a messenger RNA of Nematolebias whitei (Rio pearlfish), 1616 nucleotides long. RefSeq lists its product as uncharacterized. The record is from RefSeq and is a predicted model, not a curated record. Bases 225 to 1616 code for a protein of 463 amino acids. The transcript is spliced from 2 exons. Lineage: Eukaryota; Metazoa; Chordata; Actinopteri; Cyprinodontiformes; Rivulidae. Gene Ontology annotation, molecular function: growth factor activity; nerve growth factor receptor binding. Gene Ontology annotation, biological process: nerve development; regulation of neuron differentiation; negative regulation of neuron apoptotic process.
GGUGAUUGUUGGCACAUGCAAUGUCACGGAUUUCUAAAAGGAGAAAGAAAUGUGUGCAAGUACUAACACUGUUGCCGUGUGAACGUGUUUUUCGACAUUUUUCCUGUGUAUUUGACAUGGACAGCGUCUGAGCGACGGGCGACCUGACUCUAGAAUCAAUGUGGUGUCAGCUGGAAGGACGCGGGGUCCGGAUCUCACCUAAACGCUGAUACGUCUUGGGAGUGAUGCACUGGCUUCCCCUGGUUGCCAUGGUGAUUGCCUCGGCCCUGCCCUUCCCUCACAACCCCGUGACCACGCAGCCCGGCUCCGGCAGCCGUCGUGACCCGGCCGCUCGCCUCCCAGCUCCUCCCGUGGACUACAGCCUCCGAGGAAAUGCCUCACGACCGGACAACGGCGCGGCUGACGCUCUUAGCCCGCACACCAUCAGCUCACAGAACCUCCAGAACCGCAAGGGUUCUUUAAAACCCUCCAUUCACGAAGAGACUUCCACAGCCAUAGUGGAGAAUCAGAUAACCUUCCAAACGUUGAGCACCUCAGGCACAGACGACCCAAACCGAGUCAGUUUGGAUGUUUCACCUCUCAGGAACGAAGAGACUUCUGAGGACAACUCGCUACCAGAGGACUACAAAGGGGACGGCGCCAGCAGCAGGACAGCUUCCUCUGGUGUUUUGGACUUUUCCAAGGAUCUCACUCAGCAGGACUCCACAAAUUCACCGUUGCAGGUUUCCACUGUGGAGAACUACGAUGUGGUCAGUCCUGCUACAAUGCUGAAGGGUCAGAGAGGACUGGAGCCGACGGCUCCUUCAGGGCCGGUUCUAAACGGGCUGAAAAGCAGGACAGGAGCUAGAACGAGUCCAAGUCUGACCCUGGAGGCCGGACUGGGUCUCGGGGCCGAGCUCGACAGUCUUCUGGAAGCGGACGAUGUGUUGUUGAACACGCACCCACGAGUCCUGUUCUCCUCCUCCCUGUUGCCUCCUGAACACCCACCCCUGCAGCUGAUGCUGGAGAGCGGCCUGUUGGAGGAGGACGGGGACGAGCAGGAGGACCUGGACAGGCACAUUGAGGGUCACGGCGACCGCGCCAUCGACAGGAGCACAACUUCAAGUUGGUCGAACUACUCCAAAGUUCCCAGUAAGGAGGCCGUCCGUCCUGUUAGAAGGGACAAACGGUCACACCUGAUUGACAAAAGGAGGGGGGAAAAGGCCGUGUGCGAGUCGGAAAGUGUUUGGGUCACCGACAAGAAGACCGCCACAGACUCUCACGGACAGACGGUCUCCAUCCUGCCGGAAAUCCAGACGCAGACAGGACCCAUCAAGCAGUACUUCUACGAGACUCGCUGCCGGCAGGCGGAGCAGCAGAGCAGCUCCGGCAGGACGAAGGGGGCCGCGGGGCGAGCGACGGGGACUGGGGUAGCCGGAGCCGGGUGUUUCGGCGUGGACAACAAACAGUGGCACAGCGAGUGCAAAGCCAAGCAGUCGUACGUCCGAGCGCUCACCAAAGACGCCAACAACCGGACCGGCUGGAGGUGGAUUCGGAUAGACUCGUCCUGCGUUUGCGUGCUGCUGUCCAGAACCAGUCAGGGGAGAGACGUCUCGCCAAGACGGGGGAGAGGCUGA